This is a messenger RNA of Trichoderma harzianum CBS 226.95, 636 nucleotides long. RefSeq lists its product as hypothetical. The transcript has a single exon. The coding region runs from base 1 to 636 and encodes 211 amino acids. Lineage: Eukaryota; Fungi; Ascomycota; Sordariomycetes; Hypocreales; Hypocreaceae. The record is from RefSeq and is a predicted model, not a curated record. Gene Ontology annotation, molecular function: enoyl-CoA hydratase activity. Gene Ontology annotation, biological process: fatty acid beta-oxidation.
AUGGGUCACUAUGAUGGAGCCCUUUUCGGUACCAACCCUCCGUUCAAUGAGUCUUACACAGAGGAGCUCUUUACAAAGAAUCGGGCCAUUGUCGGCAUGCUGAAAUCUCUUCCGACCAUUCUUAUCGCUGAUAUCAACGGACAAGCCACCGGUUCAGGCAAUGAGUUUCUUGUACAAUGCGACAUGGCCUUUUCAGGCCCCAACACCAUUCUAGGAGCUCCCGAAGUUGCAGUUGGCGGAGUCCACGGGAAUGGUGGAAUUCAACAUCUUGUGCGAUUAAUCGGAAUACAGCGAACCGCAGAAUACAUGCUUACUUCCAGUGGAAUCGAUGCCCUGACUGCUGCGGAGAUUGGGUGGGUCAACAGAAUGUAUAGGUCAGAAGUCAAGCUUCGCAGAGCUGUAGAUGAGAUUGCCGGUAGAAUCGCUCUGUUUCCAGCUGCAGGCCUCAACGGAACAAAAGCCAUGAUUCGGGAAUUUUCUGCGCCGCCUUCAACUGUUGAAGCCGACAUUGCAACCAUUUUCAGAUUGGAGGCGGGUGAAAAGGCUCCCGAUGCAGAGUAUCUACGCAUCAGCAAGAAUCAGAGCCGCCAGUUUGAGCUCGGUGUACCAGACAACAUGGUCGAGAUCUGGGAGUAG